This is a messenger RNA of Trichomycterus rosablanca, 4395 nucleotides long. RefSeq names its product low density lipoprotein receptor-related protein 12 (gene lrp12). Gene Ontology annotation, molecular function: protein binding. Lineage: Eukaryota; Metazoa; Chordata; Actinopteri; Siluriformes; Trichomycteridae. The record is from RefSeq and is a predicted model, not a curated record. Gene Ontology annotation, cellular component: plasma membrane. The transcript is spliced from 7 exons. The coding region runs from base 552 to 2996 and encodes 814 amino acids.
UACGUUAAAUAUGUGUUUGUUUACAUUCUAAUUUUGAAUAUUAGUGUUUUUAAAACCUCGUUGUGAUUUUACUUUGUGUUUUUAAGCUGGUCAUUUCGGAAUGUGACUCUGUGAGUGUUUUCUCUCGCGAAGUUAAAUGUUAUUGUAGCAUUAGCAUAGUUAGCUAGCUCGGAUUGUUUACACAGUGCGCUGAGCAUCAUGCAGUGAUUGUAUAUAAUGUGUGUUUAGGUGUUUGCUCGGCGUGUGUAUGGAUUGGAAGGUGUGUCUUGUGUAGUCUAGCUGUAGAUCUGGUGUGUUUAUUAUUUGCUUGAUUGAUGAUUUAGAUCGAGUUUGAUUCUCUAACAAAGAAAGUCAGACCUGCUGUUUGCUUUGUUGUUGUGAGCUGAUGUUGGAGUAAAUCAGUGAUGAUCAUGAUCAGGUCGUUUUGAAGGAAAUUCUCACAUACUUAUAUUCAAUUCCAGGAUAUGUUUUAAACUUUACUAAUUAGGGUUUGAUAGAUUUUACUCCAGAAGCAAAUUAGGUUACGACUGAUUAAAUUCCCUUACAUUAUUAUGGCCUGCACUUUGGGCAUGAAGAAGCUUUUAUUAUGGACACACUUCUUCAUCUGUAGUCUGAUCUUCUUGGAUGAUGCUUCCUGCUCGCUGCACAACGACAACGUCUACGUGUCUGGGAUCUCCAAUGCAUGUGGAGAUGUGGUGGAGCAGAUCCGAGCCUCCAGCGGCGUGAUCACCAGCCCCGGGUGGCCUUUCGAAUAUCCGUCUCGCGUCAACUGCAGCUGGAACAUCCGAGCCAAUCCUGGAGAGAUCAUCACCAUCAGCUUUCAGGACUUCGAGAUCCAGAGCUCGCACCGCUGCGGCCUGGACUGGCUCUCCAUCGGCACCUACAAGAACCUGGACGGCUACAGGGCGUGCGGCUCGUCCAUCCCGGCGCCGUACAUAUCCUCUCAGGACCGCGUGUGGAUCAAGUUCCACUCGGACGAGGCGCUGACCGGGAAGGGCUUCCGGCUCUCUUACAUCACAGGGAAGUCGGAGGAGGCGAGCUGUAAGCCGGAUCAGUUCCACUGCGCCAGCGGGAAGUGCGUCCCGCAGUCGUGGAGGUGCAACGGCAUGGACGAGUGCGGCGACGGCUCGGACGAGGAGCCGUGCGCCCGCGCCGACCCCCCGUCCUCUCCGUCCUUCUUCUCCUUCCAGCCGUGCUCGUACGACCAGUUCCCCUGCGUCUCCCGCUACACCCGCGUGCUCGCCUGCCUCCCCGCCAGCCUCCGCUGCGACGGCGCCAUCGACUGCCAGGACCUGAGCGACGAGAUGGACUGCGACGUGCCGGCAUGCUCCCAGCUCCGCCUGCAGAACUUCUACGGGACCUUCAGCUCGCCCAACUACCCGGAUUUCUACCCGCCCGGCAGCGACUGCACGUGGCUGAUCGACACGGGCGACCGCCGCCGCGUCGUGCUGCGCUUCGUGGACUUUAAGCUGGACGGGACCGGUUACUACGGCGAUUACGUCAAAGUGUACGACGGCCCGGAGGCCGAGCCCAGGCGCCUCCUCCGCGUGCUGACCGCCCUGGAUUCCCGCACCUCGGUCAUAACGGUGAUAUCGUCGUCCGGCCAGCUCCGCGUGCACUUCUUCGCCGACAAGAUCAACACGGCGCGCGGGUUCAACGCCACCUAUCAGGUGGAGGGCUUUUGUUUGCCCUGGGAGAUGCCCUGCGGAGGGAACUGGGGGUGCUACACCGAACAGCAGCGCUGCGACGGGUACUGGCACUGCGCCAACGGCAGAGACGAACUCAACUGCAGCGGCUGCGGCGAAGACGAGUUCCCGUGCUCGCGCAACGGCGCCUGCUACCCCCGCUCGGACCGCUGCAACUACCAGAACCGCUGCCCCAACGGCUCGGACGAGAAGAACUGCGCCUUCUGCCAGCCCGGGAACUUCCACUGCAGGAACGGGCGCUGCGUGUUCGAGAGCUGGGUGUGCGACGCGCAGGACGACUGCGGCGACGCCAGCGACGAGGACGCGUGCCCGGUGGCCGUGCCCACGCGGGUCAUCGCCGCGGCGGUCAUCGGCAGCCUGGUGUGCGGCCUGCUGCUGGUCAUCGCGCUCGGCUGCACGUGCAAACUGUACUCGCUCCGGAGCUUCGAGCGCAGGUCCUUUGAGACGCAGCUCUCCAGAGUCGAGGCCGAGCUGUUACGGAGGGAAGCCCCGCCCUCGUACGGCCAGCUGAUCGCUCAGGGAUUAAUCCCCCCUGUGGAGGAUUUUCCAGUCUGCUCUGGCAACCAGGCCUCGGUGCUGGAGAACCUCCGCCUGGCCGUCCGCUCUCAGCUCGGCUUCACCUCCAUCCGCCUCCCGACCUCCGGCCGCCACGCCAACGUCUGGCGCCGCCUCUUCAACUUCACCCGCUCGCGCCGCUCGGCCUCGCUGGCGCUGGUCUCCUCCGGCGUGGGCUCGGAGUCCGGCCCCGGAAGCUCCGCCCCCGGGAGCUCCGCCUACGCCCCCGAACGGCCGGACUCGGACGACUCGGAGAGCGAGCACCAGGGGGCGGUGGGCGGCGCCUCGGCCUCCGUGCUGCCCCACAAGACUCCCCCGGCGUCCGCCGCGGCGUCCGUUUCCGCCGGCUCCGCCCCGCGGGCCGUCCCCGAGAGCGACGACGCGGUGGCCCCUCCCCCGGGCGAGCGGAGCUCCUUGGUCAGCCGCGGGCUCCGCUGGGUCCGGACGUCCCUCGGCGCGCGGUUCGCGCGGCAGCAGAGCGGCAGCCCGCCGAGGCAGCUGGAGAACGGGGCGGCGACCGACGACGAGGACGACGAAGACGUGGAGCUGCUCGUGCCGCUGACGGACGCCCCCGAGGCCGCGUCCGGCGCCGCGCCGCUCCGGGGCAGGCCCGCGGUCCGAGACGGGCCGUGCGAACACUGCGGGAUGGUCCACACCGCCCAGAUCCCCGACGCCUGCUUAGAGGCCACGGGAAGAACAGAAAGCAGCGACGACGAUUCUCUCCUGCUGUGCUAAUCCGUCCUGGUCCCGCUCCCCCGCUUUUACAGCUCGCUGGUGCUUCUUUCCUAGGGAGAGUCCGAAAGUUUUUGGACGCCUUUUCAUCCCUUAGUUCUCUGUAAGAGCUUCAGAGCGAGUUUGGUGACGCCGUCCCUCGUCCACUGUGCAGUUUUACUCCAGAGCGGGUUCCUUUAAGGUUAAGGUUCGACCCCCGGUGAGCGUCGGGGUCAGCGCUGGGUCGUUUAGUUAAAUCGUAGCCUCGAUCUGCGCUCUGAUUAGAUUCUGCUCGGCGUCUUCAGAUCUGAACUCUGGAUACGAGCUGCAGCCAAAUGAAUCAAUAAAAAAGCUCCAUUAUUUUCUUUUAAUCUGUAGGAAUGAGUUUGGUUUCACUUUCAGUUGAAUGGGAGGAGAAUCACCAACCGGCGCACUGGUACUCAGAUUUACAGGCGUGUUUAGUAGGGGUGGAACGAUACGCACGGUAAUCGGCGAUACUUCAUCGUCAUUUCAUUACAUUUCAUUCAUCGACUGCAAUCUACCACCUCGCUUUUGCUGGGCCCCUGAGCAAGGCCCUUAACCCUCGACUGUGAGUUACCUUGGACGUAAGCGUCCUCUAAACGCCGUUAACGUUACUGAUAAAUCACACUGGAUCGAUUAGCACCGGGUACUUUAUUAUCUCCGUUCUCCCAGGUAUAACCGCCGACCGUCACUCUAGUCGUAUCCGGUUCCCUUCGCCUCUGCACGGCUUCGCCCACCCUGACCGAGGAGAGCCGGAAAUCCUCACACACCCCCCUGCCAGAGAGCUGCAUAGCGUACGGAAUGUCACGCCAGCCAGCUGCGCCCUAAGAAACGGCCUGUUGGACCCCUGAGCGCCCGCGCGCUAGGUUCGGUUUCACUAGAGCACUUUAACGUAAACAGAAUAAGCUUCGUUUAGUUUAACAGAACAAACCCAACAAACCAGAAUAAUAAAUAUAAUCGGCGACCUGAGGGGAGCGUCAGUUCGUAUCGGUGUAAAUUGUGACGUUUGUGUAUCGUUACACCCCUACUGUUUAGCAUCCAUGUUGUUGUUUUGACGGUACGAUUCAUUUCAUUUCUUUUCAGGCUGAACGGAUUUAUUUAUGCCGGCGUGUGAACCGAGCGACCGACUUGACUGGUUUUACCGAACAGGUUCUAUAACGGCUCGGUGCGGCGUGUCGUAUUUAUUGUUUGUUUUAAUCUCUCGGCUUUUACGUUUUCGGUACUGACGACUCUUGGCGUGCGCGUGUGUAUUUAUUACUGGGUUUUAUGUCGGUAGUGGUGACGUGAGAAGCAUGUUACACGGUCUUGUGUGUUUUUUUAUUGAUUACUGUGUACGGAUUUAAAUGUAUAUAAUGAUGCAUAACUGGUUACUGCACUAAAAAAUAAAAACGCUGAAAAAGUC